GCCUGGAAAUUUGCUGACUGCUAUAGUUGGGGGAGGGUAGUGAUGGUGUCCCGAGGAGAUGCUGUCUGAACGCUGAGAGGGAUGUCCCCUUAAACCAACACUGCCGCACACCCAUGCCAGCACUCCCAGUCCCCUCAGUGACUGUCCCUCUGCUUAUUGCCCCGGCUGUUUCACUCUGGAGUCACUAUCCUGGCAGGUGUUCACCUUUGGUUUUCUUUCUCCGUUUAUAAUUAUUUAUUAAUAAGAAAGGGAGAAGAGGAGGAGAGAGAACCAAAGCAUCCACACCAUGACAGGGAUCAAACUUAGGACCUCACACUUGAGAGUCUGACACUUUAUCCACUGUGCCACUUCCCAGGCCCCAGGUAAUGCUCACCCCAUGCUGUCUUGUCAGUGUCCUUGAUGUCACCCCUGCUCUGAUGUCACAGCACAGCAGCUCUGUCAUUCCCAUGGCAACAGCCUGCCAUAGUCCACCAGCCAGGGCAGGCACAGGGCUGCUGGUGAAGGUGGGACCUGUGAUUCCAGCCAACUUUGUGAUGGGUGUCUCAAUACCUACCAAGUCAGCCCAAUGAUUUCAAGAAAGCCCUGUAGAAAGUGCUUCUUUCCACCUGGCCAGUGUCUGCCUCCCUGUGAUGUGUUGUCGGUGGUGGUCUAGGUCAGUCAUCUGGAGACACGCACAGGGCUUGGCCGCUCCUUGGGGCAUUCCAAGCGGAGGCCCCGCCCUUGUAGGCUGGACGCGGAACAGCUGUGGCCUCUGGCUUUCUCCCACUCCUGCUGUCCUUGAACCUCUGCCUGAGACUCACACCACCUCAGUUUUGAAGCCAUGUCUACAAACUUCUCCCACAUGAAAAGAAAUAUGGAGAGGACUACCUGGUCCAACCCCAGUGAGGUAGAUGACCACGGCCAAGCCUUGCUUGUGAGAAAGAAACAUAGAUUGCUACAAGUCAGAGAAAAUGAACUUCUCCCCACACAGGGCAGGCUAGACCUCCGGCAGCACCAGAGCCAUCAGCUGCAGCGCCUGGCUGAGGAGUUGAGGGCAGGAUGGCUGGAGGCCCCGAACAAACUGGCCCGUGCCCUGGAAGGGCUGUACUUAGCAUAUAUGCUGGGGGUGCGAGGGGCCCGGGCAGAACCUAAAUUGCAGGCCCUGGAGGGACCAACCCAGCGAGGGGCAGCCGGGUCCUGGAGGGCUGGGGAGAAACACAGAAUCAGAGAGGAAAAGGGUCGCCGAGAGGAGCUGACGAGACAGCAGUCCUGCCACAAGCCCCAGAGGAAAUCCAGUGGCUCACCUCACCCUACCUCUAGCCCCCCUGAUAAACGGAAGAGGAAACGAGUGCCCUUGACCAAGGCCAACAGCCGCCGCUCCUCGGACCCCACUUCUGCUGCAGGGGACGUUUCACGCCAGGAGGGGAGGGAAAAGGAACGACCCCGAGAAGGAAGGAAACAGCCAACAAAGGGGGCAGUCAGUCCAGUUCGGGACCUGAAAGACAACUGUCCAGGUCCGAGGAGUGAGGUCUGGCAAGAGGGCUCCUCGUGCAAACGUCGAGCGCUGCCCACACCCACAUCUGCUUGCAGACGUGACAAGAAAAGGUGGCAGAAAGAGCUGGAGUUCGCCUUUGUAGAGUUGUUCAACACCAACCAGAAGCUGAAAAAGCAACUGAGCUUGCACAUGGGGCUAAAGCCAGGGGAGAGCCAGCCUUCCAGUGAAGAGCAGAGCUGUUCAGAGGCACCAAGCCCCAGAGAGGAGGCCCAGGGAGAAAAGAGAGCCAUCAAGGCAGAGGCAGAAAGGACACUCACUAGGGUCCCCACCAACCCAGCAGGGGACCAUGCCCACCAGACAGAAUCUAUGACCCAUUUGAAAACAUUACUCAGCACCUUCCAGAACCCAAAAUACCAUAGCAUGCCCACACCCACAUACAGGAACGAGACCCCGGUGUCAUCUUCUGAGUCGGGGGUGUCCCUCCGGACAAAUAACCCACUGCCAUGUGGUCUAGAGCCCCAACAGGAGCUUCCUGAACCAGAUGACACCCUGGAGGAAGGCCACCUUCAGAUUCCCCUACAUGAACAGACCCGCAGGGUCCGUUUGAUGGCACUGAGGCAGAUGCAGAGCAUGGAGAUGGAGCAGAGGCGGUGGAAGCAGCUGGAAAUGCUUGAUGAAAAUGAAUACCUAGACAUGAGCUUGGAGCCCUGCUCCCAGAAUGAGAUAGAAGAGGAGAUAAGAGAGCAGGUGAGUGAGCGCCUGGCCCAGAUGAAUAUGUGCUCCUCCCUGGAGCCUGCUGAGGAGGAGCGGAGGGGGUGUGGGCGCAGCUCCACGUCCCUCUCGGCCACCAGCGUCUACGAUGACGAGAGGAACAGCCAAAUGCUCCAGGACCUGCAGCAGCAGAUUUUAGAGCAAAACAAGUUGCACAAGCAGUUUGUUGAAGAGACCAGGAAACGCUUGCAAGAGUUUCAGACUAUACAUUAAGAGCCCUGCCUGUAAUAAAUACAUCAUCACUGGA
Messenger RNA from Erinaceus europaeus (western European hedgehog), 2492 nucleotides. It is a transcript of the gene CEP295NL, whose product is annotated as CEP295 N-terminal like. The coding region runs from base 821 to 2458 and encodes 545 amino acids. NCBI's taxonomy places the organism in Eukaryota, Metazoa, Chordata, Mammalia, Eulipotyphla, Erinaceidae. The transcript has 3 exons. Gene Ontology annotation, cellular component: centrosome; centriole; cytosol. Gene Ontology annotation, biological process: regulation of centriole replication. The record is from RefSeq and is a predicted model, not a curated record.